AGGAUCAGGCGCAUCCAGCAGGCUCCUGACGGUCGCUUUGGUCCUACAGGUCUGACGCGUUAAACAUCAAAACAUCAGAGAGUCAAAUGAGCCGCUAGACCUCAUAAACGGGAGGGCGGCGGUUUAUUAUUUCCAACCUCGGGACUUUUUUGGACAACUUUUCCUGGCUGAUAUAAAAUCAGUUUAACGCACCAGGUUGCGUUUCCGAGAUGCUGCGGGAAACAUGACCAGAAAUGUGUUAUAGGACCCAGCUGACUCUCUGACACAUCCUCGGUUUUGUCCUGAGAGCCAGGUGGAAACGGAGAGAGGUGUAUAAACCCCUUUAACACGCUCCUCAGCGGGGUACUGUAGCGCGUCACCAUUUCCGGGCUCGUGCCAGCCGGUAGAGUGGAGCGGGACGCGGGCUCGAGUUCGGGCUCGGGCUCGGGGCUGGGGUCGGGGUCUGUGUCGGUGUCCAUAGCCGGAUUAACGCUACUGAACGACAGCAUGGUUGCGGGAAAAGGCGGCGUGAAAGCGUCGCUGUGGCAGAACGAGAGAGUGCGCUUCCUCGUCUGCUUUCUCGGAGUGUUCGUGUGUUACUUUUAUUACGGAAUUCUCCAGGAGACUAUCACACGAGGAGACUACGGUCAGGGGGAGAAAAAGGAGAAGUUUCGCUAUGCCACUACCCUUGUGUUCAUCCAGUGUAUCAUCAAUGCUCUUUUUGCCCGACUCUUGAUCCAGUUUUUCGAGGGUUCCAGGCCAGACCACACGCGGAGCUGGCUCUAUGCAGUGUGUGCUCUGUCCUAUCUGGGAGCCAUGGUGUCCAGUAACUCUGCUCUGCAGUAUGUCAACUACCCCACCCAGGUUUUAGGGAAAUCAUGUAAACCUAUCCCAGUCAUGAUCCUCGGUGUGACCAUUCUGAGGAAGAAGUAUCCCAUGGCCAAGUACCUGUGUGUGCUUCUGAUCGUCACUGGUGUGGCACUUUUCCUUUACAAACCCAACAAAGGCUCCACCUCCUCAGACGAACAUGUGUUUGGCUUUGGAGAGAUGCUGCUGCUCCUCUCUCUGACUCUGGACGGCCUGACGGGUGUAGCUCAGGAUCACAUGAGGGGGCGUUACCAGACAGGAGCCAAUCACAUGAUGCUGAACGUGAAUCUGUGGUCAACACUCAUGUUGGGUUCGGCUGUGUUGUGGACAGGCGAGGUGUGGGAGUUUUUAAGCUUUGCUGAUCGCUACCCCAGUGUUAUCUACAACAUUUUGCUCUUUGGUUUCACCAGCGCUCUGGGACAGACCUUCAUCUUUAUGACGGUUGUGUAUUUUGGGCCCCUCACCUGCUCCAUCGUCACGACAACAAGGAAGUUCUUCACCAUCCUGGGCUCUGUGCUGUUGUUUGGGAACGUCAUCACGUCCUUGCAGUGGCUUGGAACCAUCCUCGUUUUCCUGGGUCUCGGCUUGGACGCCAAGUUUGGAAAGACGUCCAAGAAGACAACACAUUAAAGCACAAAGAGAAUACGUGUGUAAGCGUGUGCGAUACUCACGGACAGAAAACUUGAAGAAACAUCUGUUUCUAUUGGUGCACUACUCCAUCAGUGGCUAAUCUGAAAAACAAAAUGUACUUAUUUUUUAUGCUUUUCCACCCAUGAAUCACUGAAAGAGUGGUCAUAUAUUAACUUAAAAAGCAAAGACUGGAUAGUGAUAGAGAAUUUUAGUUUCGUUUUUCUAGUCAAAAUACCACACACUUCUACUUUGAACUAUACUUCCCAGGGAGUUUAGAGCCAGAGGACAGUGAGCAUGAUAAGAAUAAUUUGCACGCUCAUGGUAUGCAUGUGCACCAGCUCAGAUUGGCCAGUUAUACACAGACAACUCCAUGUGUUAGUGUCAGUUUUACUCUGAAUCACAUGCCUCUUUUGUGGUUCAUUUGUUUUUAAAUGUAUAAUGUACAUUCAUGAGUGUGUGUAUAAUUAUACGUGUGUUCUGUCACUCCAUCUGAGACUUACAUCUUUAAUGUUCACCCUGGCCACUGGAUCUAAGCCACAUCAGAUUUACUCUGAUGUACAACGUACAUUCUUUCAUGUAAAACAUGACAUUUUUCUUAUAUUUGUGUUCCUGUCGAGUGUCUUGUUUACUGUAUGAGGAAAUGAUCAUUGUCUCUUCCAUACAAUAACGGAAUAAUUAGAAUUCGAAAAUAAUUAGUUUUGGUAUCUUUUUUGACCAGUUGGAACUGUAUUGGAUAUUUAACUAAAAGGGAAACUCAGCCAGACUAUCGGGGGUGUGUGAUGACCAGCUGUUGUAUGUGAACGUUGUGUUUGAGUCUGCCAACGAAGCCGUGUUGUCCGUCUGUCCAUCGAGGGGGAAAAAUCCAACCAGAUGGCAUUAAACUUAUUUUGGACAUGAAUAAA
Molecule: messenger RNA, 2378 nt
Organism: Pangasianodon hypophthalmus (striped catfish)
Lineage: Eukaryota; Metazoa; Chordata; Actinopteri; Siluriformes; Pangasiidae
Gene: slc35b1
Product: solute carrier family 35 member B1
Exons: 9
Coding region: 487-1476 (329 amino acids)
Biological process (GO): UDP-galactose transmembrane transport
Cellular component (GO): endoplasmic reticulum membrane; Golgi membrane
Molecular function (GO): UDP-galactose transmembrane transporter activity; UDP-glucose transmembrane transporter activity
Source: RefSeq, a predicted model, not a curated record